Molecule: messenger RNA, 1071 nt
Organism: Brassica napus (rape)
Lineage: Eukaryota; Viridiplantae; Streptophyta; Magnoliopsida; Brassicales; Brassicaceae
Exons: 2
Coding region: 234-914 (226 amino acids)
Source: RefSeq, a predicted model, not a curated record
UGUUUUGGGCUUUAGCUAUUGGGCUAUAGUAUAUUGGUCUUACAGAGUUUGAAACGGCGACAUUGAUAUUUACUAUACGGAUAUUCUAGAAAUAUAUCAUUCAGGUCUUCGUCUUUUUCGUCUCUCUCUGUUCUCUCCAUCGCUGAACAUUCAGAUCGCUAGCUGGUCGUGCAUCUAAUCUACUACUAUUAUAUUUCUUCAUCUUCCCAUAGUUGAGAUCUUAACCAAAAAAAAUGAACAAAAACACACGGAUCGAUAUCCCCUCUUCGUCUUCACCAUCCUUAGCUUCCGCAGACGGUGAGCUCCACGAAGACGACAUCUUCGCAAUCGACAUAACUCACUCGCCUCGUCCUUCUCCGACGCAGCAACAACACCCACCUGCUCGUCACCUUCAAAGAAGCAAAAGCAGUUUGAAAAACGUGGAAGCUUCCGGUAUCCUCGCUGCUCUCCCCGAGCCUUCAGGAGGAAACAGUUACCUCAACCACGUCUUUCACCACAAACCCGCCUCUGUUCUCUCCACUUCAGUCUCCUCCACAGCUUCUUCAUCGUCUUCUUCAGGCGGUGGCGGUGCUUCCGCUCGUACCAUCCCCGCCGCUCCUAAACCGCCUCAAGAGCGGCUUCCGUUUACGUCUUCUUUUAUGAACGGAGGAAAGUUUCCUCAGUCGGCUCCGGUUAAAGUUCCGUCGGCGAUGAUGAAUCGUCAUAAAAAGGAGUUUAAGUUGACUGAUGUGGUGGAUGUUGAUGAUGAUGAAGAAGGGGAGAUGCUUCCGCCUCACGAGAUGGUAGCUCGUUCUUUGGCUCAGUCUUCGUUGCUGUCUUGCUCGGUGCUUGAAGGAGCAGGAAGAACACUUAAAGGGAGAGAUCUCCGGCAGGUAAGGAAUGCUGUUUUCAGAAGAACCGGUUUUAUUGAUUGAAUUUCUCUUUUUUUCAUUCUUUGAUUUGUUGUCCCCAAUUGAACCGGUUUUAUUUGGUUUACAGAAACAUUCCAAUGUAUUGUUCAUAUAUGUUGUCUACAUUACACGAUUUGUUGUUUACUUCAUAUUAAUCAGAUUGAUGUGAUUGUUUGCUUCA